ACAUUAAAUCCAAUUAUGCAAACAAAGUCUCGAAACAAUAAAUAUCGUAUCACGCACACAACGAUUAAUAUUCUAAACCUAAAGUAGAACCAAUCACAAGCAAAAUGUCAAGAUUGAAUCUCUUCGCUACAAUUUGUGCUGCGUUAUGCUUCACGUUGGCCGAAUCGAACUCUGUAUCUAUGGUUGAUCUAUCAUCUUUGCUGCAAUAUCCACCGUAUUACUCCGCUUUGGGAUACAAUAGGCCUGCAUCUCUCAGCGAUUCUGAAUACCAACAAUUAGUGCGGAUUUCAGAACAAUAUAACGUCAAUCUAUCGGAUUUAUAUCAAUUAUACGAUUUAUCGUGUUAUAAUUUACCAUCUUGUAGCGACGAUGUUUAUAUCAAUAUGAUCCAACAGUUUGCUGAAGCGAUUGAACUUGAACGAAUGCGCAGAGGAUUACCUUGCAAUCGUUAUUUGCUUCGUUCAUCUACUUCAUCACCACUGGUCAACCCACUAAUCAACUCACCUGUGGUAUUGGCAAGACGUGACAUGAUGGAUACUAUGAAUAAUUUAUACAAUCAAGGCUCCGAUGCUGCCAGUACACUUUACAAAAAUUUAUACAACAUGGCCGAUUAUGCAAUUUCUAAACCGACACAAGCGUUCCAAAAUCAGAUCAGCGAUAUCGUCAACGAAUAUACCCCUAAUGAUUUAAUGGAUAAGGCUGAAAACUUCGCUUCUCGAUUGAACGAAAGUAUGAAAUACAUGAUCCCUGGUUACUGAUUCAUCUCUUCGUUUGCCAGUGAAAUAGAUGUUCAGUGAAAUGGAAGACCGAUUAUAGAUAUGCUUUUAAAACAACAACAAUUAAUAUUUUCAUCUCAAUCUCACGACCUAUGUCUUUCCUUGAAUCCAUAGAAUAGUAUAAGUCUACUACUACAUGUAUAAUGUGUUUUAUUAGCAAAAUAUGUACCUACCUAAUAAAAUAUCUAAUAAAUAUGCUACCGAUUUCAAGAUAGAAAUCAUAGUUGAUUGUUAUGUUUCCUAUCUUUUAAAUGUUUUUUUUCAAUAAAAUGAUCAUUUCUUUGGCGUUGCA
Molecule: messenger RNA, 1068 nt
Organism: Planococcus citri (citrus mealybug)
Lineage: Eukaryota; Metazoa; Arthropoda; Insecta; Hemiptera; Pseudococcidae
Exons: 6
Coding region: 105-758 (217 amino acids)
Source: RefSeq, a predicted model, not a curated record